AUGGCAACAAACGCAAACACAGAAUUUAACAAGCAGUAUACCGAUACGGACGAUAUUCCCCAAGGCGGUGAUACCGUUGACAAUUCAUAUACUAGUCGUCCGGAUCAGAAGCAGGUACCUGUCUUAAAAGAUGAGACUCCGGUUGAGCAACCAAACGACGCACGGAAUCCUGAUUCAGAUGAGGCUUUAGGCAAGCAUAUCUAUAUUCUGAGUCGACGUUUGUUAACAUCAAUUUUAGCGCAAGACGAAGCCGAAGCGAUCGACAAAGUUAACAUUGUCAAGGGGGGUCGUACUCGAGGAGCAACGAAGCCAGCAGGUACCUACCGAGAUCCAGAGGGCGAGGCAGACCUGCCUGCUAAUGACGGUACUUCUGCUGUGCGCUGA
Messenger RNA from Exophiala aquamarina CBS 119918, 384 nucleotides. RefSeq lists its product as uncharacterized. The transcript has a single exon. The record is from RefSeq and is a predicted model, not a curated record. Bases 1 to 384 code for a protein of 127 amino acids. Lineage: Eukaryota; Fungi; Ascomycota; Eurotiomycetes; Chaetothyriales; Herpotrichiellaceae.